AGUUUCUGGUUGUACUCGGCACGGCGAGUCGGUAAUUCGGCAGCACUCGGCUUAGUCAGUGUUCGCGCGUUCGCCUGCGCGUUAAGACGUACGGUCAUGAGAGAAUCGGGUGGCAGGAUGGCAGAGCUCGAAUUCGAAGCGCCGCUGGCGCAAAUAGAAGAAGCGGAUGAUUGCCUCUCGACAACCGACUUUCCCCAGAAGACGAUCAACGGCAAUGACAUCCUUAACAACAUAAACAAUCUGAAAUGUGAAAUGAUCAAAACUAAAACUGAUUCCAACAAAAUAAAUGACAACGAAGAACCUAGACUGGUGAAGUGUAACCAGGACAACAUGCAGAACGGCGAAGGGGAUAAUUUCACUGAGACUUUCUCCGGUUCUCUUGAAGAUUUGGUGAACACCUUCGAUGAGAAAAUCACGAAAUGUUUCGGUAACUACGAGGAGAACGUCGAGAAGCUGGCGCCAGUGCAGGUUCGCUCGCAGGAGGAAAUCAUGAACGAAUGCCAAAUGUGGUGGACAAUCACUGGCAACUUCGGGAACAUCUUACCUAUUGACUGGACCAAAUCUUUCUCGAGGAAGAUGCAUAUUCCUACAUUAAAUUUGAGUGAUACAAAGAUUUCGUUGACUCCGGAUGACGAGAUCCACAGCUCAGAAGACGAGGCUGUCGCCUCAGACUUGGACAUGCACGCCCUUAUCCUGGGCGGCCUUCAUCAGGACCACGAGUGCCCUGUCAAGACUGCUGACGAAGUGAUUCAAGAAAUAGACGAUAUGAUGCAAGACACUCCGUCGUCGGAGGGUGAAUACAUAGAGUACAACGAGGCACUCGAGAAAGGCAAGGAGGUGCUCAACUCCCCCCUCUAUGAAGACAAGCUGCGCGCAUUAUCUUUAGCUCAAUUAAACGAGAUCUUCAUGGAACUGGAGGUGCUGAUCCGGGAAUUCUCCGAGACCUUGAUAGCGGAACUCGCUCUGCGGGACGAACUCGAGUACGAGAAGGAAAUGAAAAACACUUUCAUAUCACUCCUGCUGGCCGUGCAGAACAAACGCAGGCAGCAUUACGUCGAGAAGAAGAAGAGGCCAGGGGCGCCACGCUCGCCGAACCUCACCAGCAACAGCUCCAAGCCGAAGUACUUGACCACCGUCAUACCAUUCCACUUGGAUAACGGACCACCGGACAACCAAUCACUUCAAGUACUCAUCAAAAUACUGAAAGCUAUAAACGAAGACAGCCCCACCGUGCCUACUCUACUCACAGACUACAUCCUGAAGGUGUUGUGUCCAACAUAAGCGAAUAACCAACAUAGUUAAGUACACGCAUCCAACAUUUCAACGUUCGCACAUUAUAUCACUAAACGAAAUUUAAAUAUAUUUAAAAAAAUAUUUUUUUUUUUUUUUAGAUCAUAAUAUCAUAGAAUUUUCACGUAAAAUAUUUGAAAGCACAUAUAAAAAAAAAUUGUAUUCGUAGUACGUAAAUUCGUUGUAUGUCAACGUGGCGACAUCAUAACGAUUAUAAAAAAUAUAUAUAUACAUACCUGAAGUUUGCGUAAUUUUUUUGCUAACAAGCAAUUUGCGACUUUAACUUCUACGAGUUACAGGUUAAAUUGGUUUCCGUGGAAAAUUCGAGCGUAAAACUCGGAAGUCCUAAAUUAAGUAUGUUGGAAAAGGUUGUUUAUCUUGAAACAUUUAAGUCGAAAUUGCCAUAACAUGUAUUUUUUUGUUUUGUUUUUAUUAUCCUAAACGAAAAAUAGAAUUUUAUUGUAUUCAAGAGUUAAAUAUUAAUUUGUUUUUGCAUAAAUGAACUGUGAUAUCAUUACGGUAGUUUAAUUAAAGCUCCAUUAAUUUUUCAAUAUUUUUAUUCUUAACUAUUAUUAUCAUUCGUUUUUUUUUUUUUCGUUCGUUGUAAGGACGUAAUUUAUUAUUGCAUAGCUAUUUUCUUAUAUGGGCUUGUUCGCGAAUGUGAAAUUGUAAAUAUUUUUUAAAAUUUUUAAUCUCAAUAUGGAAUUGUUUUGUAAUUUCUUAUCAAUCACUAAGGCGAGCACUGUAAAUAUAAUCAGCUUAUAGUAAAUUCCAGAUUGUACCUAAAACAAUAUCGUUGGCCAGUACAAACAGACGCCAUUUUAAAUACGUCUGGAAAUUUCUUAGCUAUUUUUUGUUUUAAAACAUCGAAUGAAUUUCAGUUAUAUUCUAUUAGUUUAUAGUAAUUUCAAAACAAACAAUUUUGAAACGAUAUUCGUUUUAAAUUUAUGUAUCUAGUCUCGUGAUGUCUUAGUCAUAAUUUUGUUAAUGUGUAACGAAAGUAAUAAUAAAGAGAAAAUUGAAAAAAAAAUAAAAAUAAAAAAAGAAAUUAUUUUUUAACGUUAAAGAAUAGAUUAUGAAAUUUGACUAUUUAUUUUGCAUCGCCAUUUUAGCACGCAAUUAAAAAUCUAUUUGAGAUUUUCAAAUUUCGAACGGUCGAAGGCUUCAUUAAAGAUUGACUAUAAUUCUAAAAGCCCGUGGCAAAAAGUUUGAGGGCCAGGGAAAACGUGUAAUAUUAUACUUUCCCUGGCUACAGAGUUCUGGAAUCGCGAUGUCAAAAUACAGUCCUUAUUAUAGUUUAAGUUUAACUCGCGGGACGCUAUGAAGCUUCUAGCACAUUUAAUAGUUUAAUAAUGUCCAACUCAAGACAAGAUGAUUACGAUCAGGUUCCGUAUAAUGUUACUACUGUCAAAAUGCCAUUUCGACUUCCAUUGUGUGAAUAUGAAUAAAAUAAUAUGUUAUUAAUGUUUCCAAAUUUUGACUAAAACAAACUGUCACUGUCAAAAUCAACUAACGUCAAAGAAGUUUAAUCGAAAACUUCAAAAAAUAUAUAUUUUGUUCGAUGAAAAGCUACGUAACAAAAUCGCACAGAUGACGAUAGAUUUGUAUGGACGAAUUAGAUGGUCGAGUCAUAAUCAUGAAUUAUAGUGAAAUUACACAUUAAGUGAAGAAGAAUGUAUUUGCGCUACCGCUUAGCAAUAAGUCUCUUUGUGAAGAUGGUACCUGGUUGAAAUAAAAGAGCUUGGAUGAUAGUA
Bombyx mandarina (wild silkworm) is the source of this 3044-nucleotide messenger RNA. RefSeq names its product fasciculation and elongation protein Unc-76 (gene Unc-76). The record is from RefSeq and is a predicted model, not a curated record. Gene Ontology annotation, cellular component: axon; cytoplasm. Lineage: Eukaryota; Metazoa; Arthropoda; Insecta; Lepidoptera; Bombycidae.